CACGAGACAGACGCUAUUAGCCGUGCCACCUCCCUCCACUAUGCAGAGUUUUUAUCAUUACGUCAUAUAGUAGGUUGGGCGUAGGAGGUGUUCGUGUCUGGAGGAGGAUUGUGUUUAUGUUUUCAUGGUGAUCUGCGCUGUGUAGCUGAGGUUUCCUAGUACAAUGGAAGAAUUGCAGAAGUACUGAAUUGUUGAGCAGCAAAAGAAUGUUCUGAAGAGCAGAAGUGAAAGCCAUGUAUUCUUAACAGCCCAGAAGGAUGGAGUUGUGAAAGAAAAAAAAAAAAAAAGUAUUUUAGCAAAUACGAAGUCUAAUUAUAUUUGUAACUACAUUGAUGCAAUUUUACAUACAGAAAGAAAACGCUCUGGAUAUUUCAUUACAUCUCCACAGAACAGUAAUAUGGAUAAAAGAACAUGGAUGUCUGAUUUAUAAAUACUUCCAGUACCAUUAUUUGGCAUCUUUGUUCAUGACAUAAUGCUGGAUUGAAAGCACCAUCUUCACCUGAUGAUCAUUUAGUGUUAAAAAUAUGUGGAUUUUAAGUGCUGUCACAUGAAAGGUUUUAUUUAUUUUUGUGCAAUGACAUAUUUACGCUAUACCCAAGGCUGCACCGUUUCAUGGCUUUUAUGUUUCUCCGUUAGAAAAUAUUUUAACCACUGUUAAAACAUGAUACGUCAUGACCUUUCAGACUUUGAAAAUGCAGCCAGGAAACUGAAUCGGGUAUAGGAUUUCCAUUAGCAGCAAAUGAAUGGUGCCCUGAGCUUCGUGAAUCUUGUAAUGAAAACUAGUAUAAUGCAACAGUUUGUUACCAUAAAACAGGUCAGGUUACUAGGCAGAGAAACUUGUUUGAAUUUUCUUGAGUCCCACCUAUUGAUUUCAUUUCUCCAUGCACAAAUGAAAUUUCUGGACAACUUUUUAUACUUAAAGGUGGAAAGUGUUUUUUGGUCAUUAACAGCAUUCACCCUUUUUAGGGUACUGUAGUAUUAUCAGGUUGCUGCUGAAUAAACUGGUUCUUACAGAAUAAAUCUGAUUUAUUUUAGUAUUUCCUUUCAUCCAAAUGUUUCAUGAUCAGCUUGAAAAAUAAAAACACAUAUGAAAAGCUAUGAGUGGGUGCCCACCACUGGCUGAAAAGGCCCUUUCAGAGGGUUAUGCUCGGCUACGCUAUCGGAACACAUCUCUGCUUAUCUGGCAACAGCAGCAGCAGGAACUGGAAAGAUCUCCACCUGGUACAUACCUAAACCGAAGCCAGAGUGUAUGGUAUUCACAGUAUGGAAACCAAGCCAUAUUAGUAAGGGACAAAAAUAAAGUAGAUGAGGCUAGAGACACUGGGCAGUCAAAGAUAUGCACAGUGAUGUAAGUUUGGAAACUGAGUGACCCUGAGGGUCGUGCAUAGUGUUUAGAAUUGAUCCUGCAUUAAUCCUACUUUUCACUAGAUCAUCUUCUUGUCAAACAGUUCCCCUACAUUUCAGUUGUUACAAAUGUAACAUUCUCAGCUGCAGUGAAACUGGGAUGGGUCAUUGUAGUAAAACUAAUCUGAACUGUAAGAAAUGCUUUUCCUAGCAUUCUCCUCUGUUUAUGCACACUUCAUUAAAUUGCAUGCUGUUUUACAAAUUGUUUAAAGUAUGUGGCAUAAAGUAUGUAUUUUAUUUGUAUGUGUGUGUGUGUGUGUGUGUGUGUGUGUGUGUAUAUACAUAUAUAUAUAUAUAUGUGUGUAUGUAUAGUGUAUAUUUAUUUAUUGGUGUUUCAAGUGUGAAUUUUAAUACGUAGUUACUCAGGCAUUUAACAAUAGAUACAUACUGACAUGUUUUACAAACAUAGUAGAGUGCUUAUUUUAUUACCUCUUCAAUUUCUAAAUGAGGUAGUCUGCAUUCUUCUAAAAAUCGUUAGUAAAUGUAAUUGUCUCUCUACUGUUUGUCUUCUGUUUGCAUAGCAUAGUGAUAAUGUACAUCACAUCUGAGGGAUAUUAAAGUUCUGUUUGAUGUUUUA
Messenger RNA from Protopterus annectens (West African lungfish), 1981 nucleotides. RefSeq names its product BRD3 opposite strand (gene BRD3OS). NCBI's taxonomy places the organism in Eukaryota, Metazoa, Chordata, Ceratodontiformes, Protopteridae. The coding region runs from base 1098 to 1352 and encodes 84 amino acids. The transcript has 2 exons. The record is from RefSeq and is a predicted model, not a curated record.